Molecule: messenger RNA, 1600 nt
Organism: Cajanus cajan (pigeon pea)
Lineage: Eukaryota; Viridiplantae; Streptophyta; Magnoliopsida; Fabales; Fabaceae
Product: protein CUP-SHAPED COTYLEDON 2
Biological process (GO): regulation of DNA-templated transcription
Molecular function (GO): DNA binding
Source: RefSeq, a predicted model, not a curated record
CAACAUUCCCAUUCUAAUCAAUACCCUUCUGUGAAAAACAUUGCACAACUUUUACCUUCUUCUCUCCUUGUGUCUUUGCUCUUCUUAAUCAACUUCCUUGUGCUAGCUCUUGUUUUGCAUGCUCCUAUGGAUAGCUUCUACCACCACCAUCAUCAUCAUCACCAUCAUCAACCUCACUUUGACAACAACAACAACAACAACAACCACAACGAGCCACACUUACCUCCUGGCUUUCGGUUCCACCCCACAGAUGAGGAACUCAUCACAUACUACCUCCUCAAGAAGGUUCUAGACAGCUCCUUCACUGGCCGAGCCAUAGUCGAAGUCGACCUCAACAAGUGCGAGCCAUGGGAACUUCCUGAGAAAGCAAAGAUGGGUGAGAAGGAAUGGUACUUCUUUAGCCUUCGUGAUCGAAAGUACCCAACUGGGUUACGCACCAAUAGGGCCACUGAAGCUGGUUACUGGAAAGCCACAGGGAAAGACAGAGAGAUCUAUAGCUCAAAAACUUGUUCCCUCGUUGGCAUGAAGAAAACCUUGGUUUUCUAUCGUGGAAGGGCUCCAAAGGGUGAAAAAAGUAACUGGGUCAUGCAUGAGUAUCGCUUAGAAGGCAAAUUCGCUUACCACUACCUCUCUAGAAGCUCCAAGGACGAGUGGGUGAUAUCACGUGUGUUUCAAAAGAACACCACGGGCGGUGGCUCCACCGUGUCGGCCACCGCCACCGGCGGUUCGAAGAAAACGAGAAUGAGUGCAUCAAACGUUAGUAGCAACAUUGAACCGGGUUCACCCUCUUCCAUUUACCUUCCGCCGCUUCUAGAAUCUUCUCCAUACACCGCCGCCAGCAGCACCACCGCCGCCGCCACAUUCAACGACCGAGAAAGCUGCUCCUUCGACAGCGCCGCCACCAACCAAAGGGAGCACGUGUCCUGUUUCUCCACCACCAACCCCUCCGCCUUCGACCACCUCGCUCCCCCGCCGGAGCCGCCCCUCGACCCGUUCUCCCGCUUCCACCGCAACGCCGUCGCCGUCUCCGCCGUCCCGAGCCUCAGGUCGCUGCACGACAAUCUCCAGCUCCCCUUCUUUUUCCCUCCGGUGGGCCACGGCGGCUCCGCCGACGUGGCCCCCUUCGCCGCCCCGGGGAGCUGGACGGCGCCGGAGGAUCAAAGGGUGGCCGAAGGUGGCGGCUCCGGCAUGCCGAUUGUGGCCUCGGAGCUUGAUUGCAUGUGGGGGUAUUAAAUUUUUUUGGGUUGACCAAUGCUGGGUCCUGUGUUGACCACUAUUAUUCUUAGGGUUUUAUUAGGGUUUGAAUAUGGGAUUAGCUAGUUGUCAUGUACUUUUCAAUUAUUGGGCUUGUUAGGGUUGUUGAUUGUGAUUGUUAGGGUAGCUUGGUAUUGUGGUUGGUUAUAUUUAACCUAAGUUCAGAUUUUACUAGGAUGCAUUAUUUAAUGUUACUGACUGACAUGGCAUGGGUUAGUUAGUUAAAUUGUGUGUUCUACUUUCUGAAUUUUAAUGCGUCACUUUUUCUUUCAUACAAAAAUUUAAUUCGUAACUUGUGACUACAUACUAUAGUACUACCAUCAUUCCGUAAAAUAAUUCCAAAAUU